Messenger RNA from Pyricularia pennisetigena, 1704 nucleotides. RefSeq lists its product as uncharacterized. Bases 1 to 1704 code for a protein of 567 amino acids. Gene Ontology annotation, cellular component: nucleus; cytoplasm. Gene Ontology annotation, biological process: positive regulation of G2/M transition of mitotic cell cycle; positive regulation of G2/MI transition of meiotic cell cycle; G2/M transition of mitotic cell cycle. The transcript has 3 exons. The record is from RefSeq and is a predicted model, not a curated record. Gene Ontology annotation, molecular function: protein tyrosine phosphatase activity. Lineage: Eukaryota; Fungi; Ascomycota; Sordariomycetes; Magnaporthales; Pyriculariaceae.
AUGGAAGACUCAUCACCAUUGGCGGCCAUUCGCCGUCCCACACACCUCUUUGGCGACCGGCUCGGCGGCUAUAGGACAAACAUCGGCCACUACUCUCCGGAUAGCAAACCUAGGGCCUUCAACCUGCGAGAGCAAUUGGGCAUCCACAACUCAAAGAAGGCUUACCUUCAAGAUGAUUUCAGUCGGGGUUCAUCGCCGAGCAUCUGCCUUGCAGCUGACUUGGGCCAGAACUUCCGUAUUGACCAGGACAGCAGCCCGAAGUUCCCGACGCCGAGGAGAGCUCUCUUCACGUCAACAAACAUGAGCGAUAUGGGCAUGCGUGACUGCACAUCGGCACCGCCGCUCAUGUCGUCCCCGACACCUGGUGGUCUGAUGGAGAUGAUGGAUAUCUCGCCCCUCCCACACAAGCUGCCUGCCACAUCCUCGUUGAUCUGUGAAUCACAGGUAGAGUCUCCAGUACUCAUGGACGACACGGAGAGCAAUGCUUCAUCAGAAAAGAGCGAGCAUGAGUCCACUGAGCCCUCGCUUCCUCAACCCACACCAGCAGAACUUCCGAGGCCACUGGCUGUUGAGCGUCGCAGGAUUGCGCUGAGGAGGCCCUCCCUCACCCGAGCCAAGGGUUACUCUACCAGUGCCCUAUUGACUCGUGGUCAGCCCGACAACCAACUUCCUCCUUUCCGUUUUGGUGGCAACCCAAGCUUAUCCAGGGAAAGCUCAUCACUCAGCUUGAGCGAAUGCUUCCAGAAUUCUCCCACUCCGGAGAAGAGGCCGUCGACCGCCAACAGCCCGAUUGCCAACGUGCCAGGACCGCUCCGCGUGCGUACUCAGUUUUCUAGCCUCAGUGGUGCCAGCGCAUCUCGCACAGGAUCGCCCAUAUCAAGCCAUUCGCGGCGGCCCUCGAACCCGUUCAUGCGGCCACGUAAGCAGUACCGCCGCUCGUUAAGCAUGUUCGAGAACUCGGGGGAGGUUAUGAAGCCCAAGCAGGAGGAGCCACCAGCAGCCCCUGCUCUCUCGUCUGUUAUGGAUAUUGAGGAGCCGGCGGAGCCCAUACUGCCCCAUUUCUUCCCCGAAGGAGAGAGCGACAACAUCCCUCGCAUAAAACGCCAGACGUUGUUGGACGUUCUCGAUGGACAGUACAACGAGCGAUAUGACAACAAGCUCAUCAUCGACUGCCGCUUCGAGUACGAGUACGAUGGUGGCCACAUCGACGGUGCCAUUAACUACAAUGACAAGGACCUUCUUGUUACCCACCUGCUCCGAACCCCGAUGGAAGGCCGUACCCUCAUCGUCUUCCACUGCGAGUACUCUGCUCACCGUGCCCCGCUGAUGGCUCGUCACGUGCGCGCCGAGGACCGCAGCGCCAAUGCCGAACACUAUCCCCGCCUCACAUACCCCGAGAUCUACAUCCUCGAGGGCGGCUACAGUGGGUUCUUCGAGGAGCACCGGGACAGGUGUUAUCCCCAGGCCUACGUUGAGAUGGACGCCGCCGAGCACGCCUUCACAUGUGAGCGUGAGAUGGGUCGCCUGCGCCAGAACCGCAAGGGGCUCUCACGCGCCGCAACCUAUGCAUUCGGCACCGGCAUUCAAGAUUCGCCUACCGCCCCAGGACGCUCCACCUGCCAGGAUUCACCAAUGUCGAUGCUUGGUGCCUCCCCUAUCCUUGGCAGUGAUCGAUUCCAUGGUAGGAGAAUGGCAUCGUACUGA